AUGGCCCACAAUGAUGGAGACGAGCCGCCUAACAAGGUGCUGGCUUUGUGUUUACCCCGAUGCAACGAAUCUCAGGCUACGGCAAGGCGAAACUUGCUCGAUUUUCUAAAAAAACGGCUGUCACAUGUUCAACUCCAUUACCACGAAUUCAUCGCUGAGUUGGCUUACCUUCAGGGCGGAGGACUCCUUACGGAGUUUGAUUCAUGGCGUCGGCAGCGUCCCCAGGAGUUGAUGCAUGCUCUCUGCUCAGGACAUUUGGAUGCCGAAGACCUCAAUAUCAUCAGUUCGUUCGUGUCGGGGUAUCUGCCUUUUCACGAAAUAUUUCCAGUUGAGGCAGACCAGACAGCUUUAGAUAAUCCUGAGACUGAUUCGGAUGAGGACGAGCGUUGUCUGGAUGAAGCCGCGAUCGGCAGUGUUGUUCGCAAAGAAGUUGAUACCCUCCGCCGAGUAAUGGAGCUAAAACAGCGGGGCCUGUGGUCGCGGGAUGUCUCCUCUCAGUUCGGUGCAGGAGGUGCAGAUAAGUCGAAACCCUCACUCUCUUCGCUCGCUCCUCCACCUGAGCUGACUCGAACCAAGGAUCACUCGGACUACCUCUUUGCCGAACUCCACUGGCUUGCCGAGGACUACAAGAAGGAGCGCCAUUGGAAGAAGCUUGCCUACGCCGCCCUAAAAGUUCACCGUGAGAAGGCGGAGCGCUCACAUAAGGCCGAAAGGGAGGAGAUGAUUCGUGUGCGUAAGCAGUGUGCCCUGAUUGCACGCCUUGUGCGCGAAUGGUGGCGCCAAAUGGAUAAGAUUGUACAAGCCAAACAGAAGGUCCGUCUAACAGCAAAGCACCAGCAGGCGAUGAACACUCAUUUGGGUCAUGUCAUCGAGACGACUGAAAAGUACACCCUCUGGUUAACGGAGGGCAUCACAGGCGCUUCAGCCAUUCAGUCCAACCCAGAUGCUACUACUGACUCUGAACCGACUACUGGACAGCCUGUCUCCGAACCCUCAGGGCCAGCCGAUCAGAGGACCCCACUAAAAAUUCACCAGUUCUGGAGAAUUGGCACUCUGUUGUUCGCUUUGCUCACCACUCUUAACGUGUCCCGAGCUGAUGUUGCCGAUUCUGAGGCGUCUGAGGACGACGAAGAGACCAUCGCAAAGGAGGAAGAACUGGCGAAACAGGAGCUAGAAGCGCAGGGUAUCUGUCCGUCCGAGACUCAGUCGGCGGAGAUUGAGGCACUCUGUAAGGAAGCUGAAGCCUCUAUCAUCGACCUCCUCCCGCCUGGCUAUCUAGAACAUCUGAAUCAAGAGCUCGAUUCUGAUGUGCAGGCGUCCAGCUCUUCACCUCCCUCUGUGGAACAAAAUGACAGUGCUCCUGCGUCUCCCAUUAAAGUAGAAUCAGUGACAGAGUCUGCGAAACCAGAGAAGGACACAGCUUUUGUACCCGAUCCGAAUGACAGUUCCACUGACGACGAAGCUACUGUGGCCGAGCAGGAGGCUCACGAGGCUGCCGUCCGAGCUACUGUUGCUGCCGAGGACUCGGAUGCUGGACCAUCUCAGAACGCGACACAGGAGGUUAAUGCCCUUGAAGCCGAAGCUGAAAUGCCCCUGGAAGACCUACUGGCUCGUUAUGGUCUUGAUCCGGCUGGUUUGGGACAGACCCCGACUGAGGUGGAGGAAGGCGCCCCGCCGUCGGCAGACGAGAAGCGACCAAAAGAAGACGAAGAGAGCGACAGUGACUCCUCUGGAAGUUCCAGCGAUUCCUCCGCUUCCGCAAGUAGUGAUGUCUCCCAUGACAGUGAGGAUUCAGACAGAGAAGCCUCGUCGUCGAACAGUGAAGAGGAGGAUGUAGGCCUCAAAAAUCUCUUUGAUGACGCUCCCGACAAGAAUGCACCAAACAACACUGAUUCGAAGACAUCACCGACAUCAAAACAGUCUGAAGCUACCUCGAAGGACGAUGCCGAACUGAAUGCUCUCACCGCGGACGCAAUGAGCGCGCAGCCACAAGGCAACACCCUGGCCUCUACGAUGGCCAACGUGAAGACACCCUUCCUGCUGACCGGAACCCUGCGCGAGUACCAGAUUGUCGGCCUGAGCUGGUUGGCCGCGAUCUAUGAAAAGCGCCUUAAUGGUAUCCUCGCAGACGAGAUGGGUCUGGGCAAGACCAUCCAGACUAUCGCUCUGUUAGCCCAUCUGGCCUGUGAAAUGGGGAUCUGGGGACCGCAUCUGAUCGUGGUUCCGACCAGUGUCAUCCUCAACUGGGAAGUGGAAUUCAAGCGCUGGUGUCCCGGCUUCAAGAUCCUCACCUACUUCGGCAAUCUAAAGGAGCGCAAGUUGAAGCGAAAAGGCUGGACGAAAACCAAUGCCUUUCACGUUUGCAUCACGUCCUACCGUUUGGCCAUCCAGGAUAGCUCCGCGUUCAAAAGGAAAAAGUGGAAAUAUCUGAUCCUUGACGAGGCUCAAAAUAUAAAAAACUUCAAGUCCCAACGGUGGCAAACUCUCCUCACAUUCACCAGCCAACGUCGACUCCUCCUAACUGGUACUCCUCUGCAGAAUUCCCUCAUGGAGCUCUGGUCUCUGAUGCACUUUCUAAUGCCAAACAUCUUUCAGUCGCAUAGGGAGUUUCAGGAGUGGUUUGCUUCUCCCCUCACCGGCAUGAUUGAGGGGAACAGUGAAUACAACGAACAGUUGGUCAUGCGCCUACAUAAAGUCCUUCGGCCCUUCCUUCUGCGUCGUUUGAAGGACGACGUGGAGCGCCAAAUGCCCAAGAAGUAUGAACAUGUCAUCAUGUGUCGCCUAUCCCGACGCCAGCGCUACCUCUACGACGACUUUAUGUCACUCUCCUCCACGCGCGACACUCUUGCCUCAGGUCAGUUCCUCUCCGUUAUGAACAUCCUGAUGCAGUUGCGCAAGGUCUGCAACCACCCUAACCUCUUCGAACCCCGGCCCAUCGUGUCGCCCUUUGUCAUGGGAUCGGACGAUCUGAGCUUGGAGGUCCCGCGCCUCGUAGCCUCUGCCUCUCACCCGUUUCUAGUGGUCAUGCCAAGGACUUGUGGACAAAAUCUGCAACUCGUGUAUAGGCCCUCAGCCUGGUCGGAU
Molecule: messenger RNA, 3084 nt
Organism: Dibothriocephalus latus
Lineage: Eukaryota; Metazoa; Platyhelminthes; Cestoda; Diphyllobothriidea; Diphyllobothriidae
Source: the annotation of a GenBank genome assembly